GGUCGGGCUCAAGGAACCAUGACCCAAAUAGUUUUAUGCAAGUCAAAAUGUCAACCAUACGAAAAUUCCAAUUGCAGAGUAAUAUCUCCUGAAAAUUCCCCUUUUCAUUCCUCUGUUUUCUCCCUCUUGACUCAUUGGACAUAAUACAGGCUUCAUGAUUGACCCCUAAGAUCUAGUACUCUAUUAUGAAUUAUGAUCCUUCCAUUUAUUCCAAAACCGUCAAAUAUGAUCACGAUCCUCAAUCUUCUCGGUACGAAAUCAUCAAUCUUGUAAGGAUCUAUGUAUCUUGACACCAUUUACGUACAUGGAUUUCAAAGUUGUUUGCUUUUUCCAUGUUUUUGUGUAACUAGAUAGAUACAUUCUACAUUCCCAUUUGAAGGAAACAUGGAAAGUGGUUAUGCGCCCGUUCCCAAAGAAUCUUUUGUCGAAUUGCAAUUACAAGACAAUCAAAAUUACGGAUCUCAAAACCCUACAUUUUCCGAGAAAAAUACUUACCCCGAAUUCAUCCAUGAUGAGGAUGGAGAAGGGUUUGUAACACAUCGAAUUGAUUACUUAGAAACCGGUGUUCUUGAUGACGACAUCGAUAUCGAUUACGAUACCUCACACCUUACAGAAAAAUCCUCAAAUUCUGGGGUCUACGGCGCCGUAUUCAAUCUAACCACAACUGUAAUCGGCGCCGGAAUCAUGGCAUUACCCGCCACCAUGAAAGUUCUUGGUUUGGUUGUCGGAGUUAUUUUGAUUUUCGUAAUGGGUAUCCUCUCAGAAAUCAGCGUCGAAUUACUCGUUCGAUUCACUGUUCAAUGCAAAGCUUUAUCUUAUGGAGAAGUCGUUGAACAAGCAUUAGGUAAACCAGCUAAAAUCCUGUCAGAAAUCUGUAUCAUUCUCAACAACGCCGGCGUUCUAGUCGUUUAUCUAAUCAUCAUGGGCGACGUAAUGUCGGGUUCCCAAAAUCACGUCGGAGUAUUCGAUCAAUGGUUAGGCGAAGGCUUCUGGGAUCACAGAAAGCUACUCAUUUUAAUCGUUUUAAUCCUUUUUCUCACACCCCUUUGCGUAUUAGACAGAAUCGAUUCAUUAAGCCUAACUUCAGCUGCUUCAGUAGCAUUAGCAGUCGUCUUUGUAGUCGUUGCUUUUGGUGUCGCGUUUAUCAAACUCGUUAGAGGCGAAAUCGAACCUCCAAGAUUGACACCCGAUUUUGGAUCAAAAAAGGCAAUUCUUGAUUUACUAGUUGUGAUUCCAAUCAUGUCAAACGCAUUCGUUUGCCACUUCAAUUUACAACCCAUUUACAACGAACUUGAAGGGCGUUCACCUCAAAAGAUGAAUAGAAUUGGUCGAAUCACAACAGUGCUCUGUAUAUUAGUCUACUGUUCAACCGCCAUUUCAGGGUACCUUCUCUUCGGAAUCGAUACAGAAUCAGAUGUUCUUACGAAUUUCGAUAAGCCACUUGGGAAAGAAUUCAGUAACGCUAUAAAUUACAUAGUUCGUGUCGGAUAUAUUCUUCAUUUGGUUCUUGUUUUUCCGGUGAUUCAUUUUUCUUUGAGACAAACAGUGGAUGCAUUAGCUUUUGAAGGGUCAGCUCCUUUACAUGAAAGUAGAAAAAGGUGUUUGGGUUUGACAUUUACACUUUUGGCCCUUAUAUUUUUAGGGUCUACUUCGAUUCCAAGUAUUUGGACUGCGUUUAAGUUUACAGGGGCAACGACAGCUGUCUCUUUGGGGUAUACUUUUCCUGCUCUUAUUGCUCUUAAAUUAGGUGGUCAAGGGCAAGGGUUGACCAACCGGGAAAGGGUUUUUUCAUGUUUGAUGUUGUGUUUUGGGAUCAUGGUUAGUGUUGUUGGAGUUGUGACUAAUAUUUAUAGUAUGCAAAGCGAUUCUGAUUGAGUUGUUUUUUGGAGAAAUUAACGUUAACACUUGUGAUGAUGCUGGAUUUUGCUUCUAGAAGGAUGAUCUUUGGGCGGGAAAAGAUUGAUUAGGUUAUGGAUUAAGGAAUUGUAAUCAUCUUUGGUUACUCAAGACACCCCUUUUUUUUUCUGGGGUUAUUGUAAGUUUAUAAUACAUGAUAGUUGCUAAUCAUAAUACAUAAAUUCAGUAUUUUUAUGCU
Messenger RNA from Lactuca sativa (garden lettuce), 2095 nucleotides. RefSeq names its product amino acid transporter AVT6E. The record is from RefSeq and is a predicted model, not a curated record. Lineage: Eukaryota; Viridiplantae; Streptophyta; Magnoliopsida; Asterales; Asteraceae. Gene Ontology annotation, molecular function: L-amino acid transmembrane transporter activity. Gene Ontology annotation, biological process: amino acid transmembrane transport. Gene Ontology annotation, cellular component: membrane.